This is a messenger RNA of Vicia villosa (hairy vetch), 2880 nucleotides long. Its product is annotated as transcription factor EMB1444-like. The coding region runs from base 689 to 2698 and encodes 669 amino acids. Gene Ontology annotation, molecular function: protein dimerization activity; DNA-binding transcription factor activity. Lineage: Eukaryota; Viridiplantae; Streptophyta; Magnoliopsida; Fabales; Fabaceae. Gene Ontology annotation, biological process: regulation of DNA-templated transcription. The record is from RefSeq and is a predicted model, not a curated record. The transcript is spliced from 10 exons.
UCCCAAAUUUCCAACCGCUGUCAAACACAUUCACACACUUUCUCUACAAUACUACCGAAAGCACAAAAGCCAAAACACAACAGCGAGUUUUUCUUUUUCAUUUUCUUGACAAAUGUAGCUCAAAGGUCAUAAAUUUUACGCUUUCACUCUUUUAACUUUCAAAUAAAGCCAUAAACUUUACACUUUCUUUCCCUUCCUCACCACACCCCUUUUAUAUACAAACACUUUCAUUCACGAUUCUCAUUUGGGUUCAUCCAUGUCUUCAGAUAUAAGCUAAAAAAACUCUCUUUUUUAAAACCCAUGAAAACUUGCAAUUUUUUCAAUGCUUGUGAUAGUUUUGUUUAUUGUUGCAAUUGUUCCUUCUAGAAGCUUCUGAAGCAUUGGAGUUGAGUUGGAAGGUUGGUGGGAGGAGUUUGGAGCUGUGAUGGGGAGGGAUAGGUUGUUAUUAGCAACGGUUGGUCCGCCAUUAAAACGGCGAGCUGGGUUGAGAAGGAAACAAGCUGGAAGAGGGUCUUAUAGAGGAAGCUAAAGCAAAGGUUGUGUUUGGGAGGUGAAGGGUUUUUUUGUUGCUGUUUUUGUUGUUGGUUUCUUUUUUUUGGGGUGGUGAGGGGAGAGAGUGGUUAAAAAUAAUAACCCUUUAUUCAGAGGGGGGUAAAUUUUUGGUUAUUUGUGGAAGAAGGAGAAGAAGAUGAUGGGUGCCAAUUUACAUCAACUACUAAGAAGCCUAUGUUUGGAUACUGAUUGGAAGUAUGCUGUCUUUUGGAAGCUACAACACUGUGCUAGGAUGAUCUUGACAUGGGAGGAUGCUUACUAUGACAAUCUUAAUAAUUGUGAUUCUUCCCAAAGUAUGUACUGCCAGAAGAACAUGGAUCAGAUCUGUGGCAGGAACUUUUCAAACGACCCUUUAGGAUUAUCUUUGGCAAAGAUGUCAUAUCAUGAAUAUUCCUUAGGGGAAGGAAUUGUUGGACAAGUAGCUGUUAGCGGAAAACAUCAAUGGAUCUGUGCAGAUAAUCAACUUACAUGUUCUAGCCCAUCUUUUAAGCUUGCUGAAGAAUGCCAAUCUCAGUUUUCUGCUGGAAUUAGGACAAUUGUUGUUGUAGCGGUAGUCCCACUUGGAGUUGUUCAACUCGGCUCUUCAAAUAAAGUUAGUGAAGACAUGGGGUUUGUCACACAUAUCAGAAGUCUCUUUUUGUCUACUUGUGAUCAAACAUUAGGUUACCUUCCAAGUCAAAUCCAAAGUGUGAAACAUGACACACGGAAAACCAUGAUGGGUGAAACACCGGAUGGUUUAAUGCCCUUCCAAUGUCCCGGGAAGAACUACUCACCUCCUACUGUUUAUCAGAAAAUGACUGUUGAUGCCAGGCACGGAGGGCUUGAAAUUACUAGCGACCAAAGUUCCAUUUUGCUUCAGUCAAUGUCAAAUAUGAUGACCGCAGAGAAUCGGAAACUAGAAGGGGUGAAACCUUCAAAUGAAAGGAAGUGUGAAGGGAACAAUAAUAGCUUCAAAGAUACUAGUUUGAAAUCAGACAAAAACAUCUCAUCGGUUUUACAAAAUUCAGUUAUGGAUAAUAAUAGUGUUAGAGCCAAUGUUAGAGCUGAUACUGAGAUGUCAAUGUUUCAGACUGAGUCUUAUUACGAGGAUAUCUCGUACACGCUGAAAUUUCCUGCUGGCUAUGAGCUACACGAAGCACUUGGACCAGGUUUUCUGAAAGAGAGUAAAUAUUUCGACUGGGCGGUACAGGGAAAUCAAGAUGCUGAGAUGUCGGAUGAGUUUAGCUGCAGCCAGUUGACUAGUGAAUCUCGUCCAGAGCAUCUUUUGGAAGCAGUGGUGACCAAAGUUUGCCAUAGUAAUAAUAUUGUUGAUAACGAGUUAUCAUUUUCUACAUCCGUUCAGGAUGCAAUGGUAUCCGGAAGAAACCCUGAAGUUCCUAUUCAUAAUGUUCGCACUAUUAACUCAGAAGGCUAUUCAAUUGAUCAGCCAUCUCAUGUUAAAGAGAACAAGCAUAAUCGUAGUUUCAGUUCAUCGGGAAUAUGUGGUGUGAUAUCCCCCAAAAGCUUUUCUUCUGCGUGUCCUAGUUCGUGUAGUAACCAGUUUGAGAGAUCUUCUGAACCAUCUAAAAACAGCAAAAAGAGGGCUAGGCCCGGGGAGAGUUGUAGGCCUAGACCAAGGGACAGACAACUGAUCCAAGACCGUAUUAAGGAGUUACGAGAGCUGGUACCAAAUGGAGCAAAGUGCAGUAUUGAUUCACUUUUGGAGUGCACAAUAAAGCAUAUGCUCUUUCUCCAAAGUAUAACUAAGCAUGCUGACAAGCUAAAUAAAUUCUCUGAAACAAAGACAAAGUUGCAUGAUCACGUGGAAAAAGACAUUCAUGGAACCUCUGGUUAUCAACAGGGUUCAAGUUGGGCAAUGGAGGUAGGAGGUCAUCUGAAGGUGCACUCAAUAUUAGUAGAAAAUCUUAGCAAGAACGGGCAGAUGCUUGUUGAGAUGCUUUGUGAGGAGUGCAGCCAUUUUCUUGAGAUAGCAGAAGCCAUGAGAAGCUUGGGCCUGAAAAUUUUGAACGGUGCAACUAAAGCUCAUGGCGAGAAGACAUGCAUAUCUUUUGUGGUUGAGGGACAAAACAACCGAAAUCUACAUAGAUUGGAUAUCCUAUGGCCCCUUGUUCAAUUAUUGCAGUCAAAGAGCAUAGUGAAUGCAUGAUAAAUGUUUCAUUCUUGGAAAGUUCCAUUUUGAUACCAAUUUCAAGCAGGAUAUAAGUGUGUGAAUUCUCCAUUAUUCUAUCUUUUUAGUGUUCAAGUUGGAUUGUAUAUGUUUUACCAUAUGUGUAAAGUGUUUGAAAUUAAAAAUACUUAUUAUGUUUCAACUAUAUUGUUUUGUGUUUA